CCUCCUCUCCACUUCCCUUCCCUUGUGCACCCACCCCCACUCCACCAACAAACCGCAAGAGCCACACGCCCGAGCUCACACACACCACACCAGAUCGUCGACGGCGAUGGCGGCGGCAGCGGGAACCAGGGAGGAGAUGGUGUACAUGGCCAAGCUGGCCGAGCAGGCGGAGCGGUACGAGGAGAUGGUGGAGUUCAUGGAGAAGGUCGUGGCCGCCGCCGGCACCGGCGAGCUCACCGUCGAGGAGAGGAACCUGCUCUCCGUCGCCUACAAGAACGUCAUCGGCGCCCGCCGCGCCUCCUGGCGCAUCGUCUCCUCCAUCGAGCAGAAGGAGGAAGGCCGCGGCGCCGCGGGCCACGCCUCCGCGGCGCGCAGCUACCGCGCGCGCGUCGAGGCCGAGCUCUCCAACAUCUGCGCCGGGAUCCUCCGCCUCCUCGACGAGCGCCUCGUCCCCGCCGCCGUCGCCGUCGACGCCAAGGUCUUCUACCUCAAGAUGAAGGGUGACUACCACCGCUACCUCGCCGAGUUCAAGUCCGCCGCCGAGCGCAAGGAAGCCGCCGACUCCACCCUCGGCGCCUACCAGGCCGCUCAGGACAUAGCUAUGAAGGAGCUGCCGCCGACCCAUCCCAUCAGGCUGGGCCUCGCGCUCAACUUCUCCGUCUUCUACUACGAGAUCCUCAACUCGCCUGACCGCGCUUGCUCGCUCGCCAAGCAGGCCUUCGAUGAAGCCAUUGCCGAGCUGGAUUCCCUUGGGGAAGAUUCCUACAAGGAUAGCACCCUGAUCAUGCAACUUCUCCGUGACAACCUCACCUUGUGGACCUCUGAUAUGCAGGAUGAUGCCGGGGAUGAAAUGAGGGAUGCAAGCAAGCCUGAGGAUGAGAACUAGCGAAAGAUCCUAGUGACUGCCCUCUUCAUCUCUUAACCCGUGGGUAGUAUGAUGCUUGUACAAGGACCAUUUUCUGUGUCCUUUAUCGCCGGGUCUUUACUUACCCUUUGUUUCGUUAUAUUGCCAUUGUCGUCCUCAUGUAUUAUUUUUACUUUUCCAUCGGAAUACUGCUCUUGUACUCAGGGAUGCCUUAAGAUUUGAAGAACUAGAGGAUUGUCAA
Messenger RNA from Lolium perenne, 1106 nucleotides. Its product is annotated as 14-3-3-like protein GF14-A. The record is from RefSeq and is a predicted model, not a curated record. Lineage: Eukaryota; Viridiplantae; Streptophyta; Magnoliopsida; Poales; Poaceae.